Messenger RNA from Bufo gargarizans (Asiatic toad), 4491 nucleotides. RefSeq names its product lysine acetyltransferase 7 (gene KAT7). Bases 97 to 2127 code for a protein of 676 amino acids. The transcript has 15 exons. The record is from RefSeq and is a predicted model, not a curated record. NCBI's taxonomy places the organism in Eukaryota, Metazoa, Chordata, Amphibia, Anura, Bufonidae. Gene Ontology annotation, cellular component: nucleus. Gene Ontology annotation, molecular function: histone acetyltransferase activity; zinc ion binding. Gene Ontology annotation, biological process: regulation of DNA-templated transcription.
UCCUGCAGGAUCCCGUAGUAGAAGUAACAGACAAAGACCCCCAUAAAACAGGCCAGGAGCCUCAGCCCCCCAUGGCCAAGCACUCCCCCUCCGUCCAUGUCUCCUCCAGCUGUCACCGGCACCUCCAGCCGCACAUCUCUCUCAGCCGCCGGGGACCUCAUACACUCACAGCGUGCCCAGAUUGCCGAAGGACCCCAGCUGGGGCAGACCUCUGCACUGCCGGAAGAGUACACACGGAAGAUGACAUCAGUGAGAGAGCCCGGUUCACAGGGCACACGGCAAAGUCAGAGGAAUGCUGGAAGCAGUUCUGAUGGGACAGAAGAUUCAGAUUUCUCUACAGACAUGGAGCACACAGACAGUUCUGAAAGCGAUGCCAACUCCCGAGGUCCUGCCCGCAUCACCCGGUCCACAGCAAGGCUCAGCCAGAGCUCACAAGAUUCCAGUCCGGUUGGCAAUCUGCAAUCGUUUGGUGCAGAGGAGCCGGCCUACUCCACUCGGAGGGUGACCCGCAGCCAGCAGCAGCCCACCCCCGUGAGUCCGAAAAAAUACCCGCUCCGACAGACCCGCUCAUCGGGAUCGGAAACCGAGCAGGCUCUGGACUUUUGUGACAGAGAUGCCAAAAAUGCUGGGGAUCAUGACGAAUCCCCUCCUCGCACUCCUACCGGAAACGCACCAUCAUCAGAAUCUGACAUAGACAUUUCAAGCCCCAAUGUAUCUCAUGACGAGAGCAUUGCAAAGGACAUGUCCAUGAAGGACUCUGGCAGUGACCUGUCGCACAGACCUAAACGAAGGCGGUUCCAUGAAAGCUACAAUUUCAAUAUGAAGUGUCCCACCCCUGGCUGCAACUCUCUAGGACACCUCACUGGAAAACACGAGAGGCACUUUUCAAUCUCUGGCUGCCCUCUAUACCACAAUCUGUCUGCAGACGAAUGCAAGAAUUGUGAUGAAUUUCAGGUAAGAGGACAGAGUCGUGACAAACAGGUGGAAGACCGAAUGCUUUCCCACAGGCAGGAUGAGAAUAACAGGCAUGCCACGCGGCACCAGGCUCCCACUGAACGUCAGCUCCGAUACAAAGAGAAAGUCACUGAAAUGAGAAAGAAGCGCAACUCCGGCUUAACCAAAGAACAGAAGGAGAAGUAUAUGGAACAUAGACAGACCUAUGGUAACACAAGGGAGCCGCUGUUGGAGAACCUUACUAGCGAGUAUGACCUUGAGCUUUUCCGAAGGGCCCAGGCCAGAGCUUCUGAGGACUUGGAGAAACUUCGGUUACAGGGUCAAAUCACAGAAGGAAGCAACAUGAUAAAGACAAUAGUGUUUGGCCGAUACGAGCUGGACACCUGGUAUCACUCUCCUUAUCCUGAGGAGUAUGCCCGGCUAGGACGGCUGUACAUGUGUGAGUUCUGUCUUAAGUACAUGAAGAGUCAAACUAUCCUGCGCAGACACAUGGCGAAGUGUGUGUGGAAGCAUCCUCCUGGAGACGAGAUCUACCGCAAAGGAUCCAUCUCCGUUUUUGAAGUAGAUGGCAAGAAGAACAAGAUCUACUGCCAGAACCUGUGCCUCCUCGCCAAGCUCUUCUUAGACCACAAAACCCUUUAUUACGACGUUGAGCCUUUUCUGUUUUAUGUCAUGACGGAGGCAGACAACACUGGCUGCCAUCUCAUAGGCUAUUUCUCAAAGGAGAAGAAUUCUUUCCUGAACUACAACGUGUCAUGUAUCCUGACUAUGCCACAGUACAUGAGACAGGGAUAUGGGAAGAUGCUCAUAGAUUUCAGUUACUUACUAUCCAAGGUAGAGGAGAAGGUGGGCUCUCCAGAACGCCCGCUCUCUGACCUUGGCCUAAUAAGCUACCGUAGUUACUGGAAGGAAGUUCUGUUACGAUACCUGAACACCUUCCAGGGCAAGGAAAUCUCUAUUAAAGAAAUUAGCCAGGAAACCGCUGUGAAUCCUGUUGAUAUUGUAAGCACCCUGCAGGCUUUACAGAUGCUGAAAUACUGGAAAGGAAAACAUCUUGUACUGAAGAGACAGGAUUUGAUUGACGAAUGGGCAGCAAAAGAAGCCAAAAGAAGCAACAGCAAUAAGACGAUGGAUCCGACCUGCCUGAAAUGGACACCCCCCAAAGGAACAUGAACCCUUUUAAUAUUCCAGACCCACAAUCUGCAGUCUCCUCAGUCACCUAUUGUGUUUCUUAUAUGGAAUUACAACAGGUUUUCUCCGCCAAACUCUUCUUCCCAUGGUAAACUGCACUCCACCCAUGGGGUCACCUCCAGCCUUCCUCAUCAGACCGGUAUCCGCCGAUUCAGCUUAUGAAAUGGUUGGGUGAUUCAGUAAUGGGAUGUACAAGAUUACUGAGCAUUUGUAUCCACUUCCACUUUAGAUAAAAGAAAGUGUCCUCUUAAUGACACGUUUGAGCCACCAAGUGUCAUUUUAAUGUCUAGGGCUUCAUGAAUGUGGAAAAAGCUUGGACGGAGUAGUGAAAUAUGUAUGGCUGCUUCCACCCUACAUUUUGCAGUGAGGUAACAGUCGGAAGAAUUUCCUGACAGAUGCCAGUGUAUAGGCUUCGUUGACCAUAGACGUCUGUUAUUUUUACUGGGGGCAUCUGUAAGAUGUAGCCCAGCAGGCCAGACUAUUUUAUAUAGCAGGAAAAACUGGUAUGCUGAUGUAUGCCAGCCCAACUGAGGCCAAAAAGAGUGUUAGUUAAUGGCGGGCGUAUGGAUAUGCCUAAUGUGUGCGCUUGGGACUUUCCUGGUGCACAGGUGAAUGGAUAACUUUGCUGAAGUGUAUACACACUGAUCAAAACGGCAGCUCUAGAUAUCUGUAUAGUCUCAAUGCUGGAAUAUCCAACCGGGUUGUAUGUGCCAAGCAGGAUGCUCAUCAACUUUUAUCGUUCUUAAAGGGGUUGUCUCAUCAUGGAAAAUGGGGGCAUAUCACUAGGCUAUGCCCCCCAUUGUCUUGUAGGUUUGGGUCCCUCCGCUGUGACCCGAACCUAUAUCGAGAACCGAGCCCUGCAAGUGAAGGAGGGCGCACUGCGCAUGGGCAGCCACUCUCUAUUUUCUAUGGGGCCGGCAGAAAUAGCUGGCUCGGCUAUUUCCGUCGGCCCCAUAGAAAUGAUUGGGAGCUGGGGCCACGCAUGCGUGGUACGUUCCCAUUCACUUCUAUGGGGAGUCAGCUUGGUGGUGGCUGGACCGGAGUCCUCCAGCCACCACCUUGCGUGCUCCGUUCUCGAUAUCCUCCGUUCUCGAUAUAGGUGCGGGUCAGUGCAGUCUGAAAACCGGACUAAUACAUUGUCUGCUGUGCCAGCUGGAUUCUCUGUGCAGGUCUGAGACGCACGUCACAUGAUCUUGUGGCACCAGAAUAAAAAGCUCUCGCCGUACUACACGUACCUUUAGCAAUGUUACAAACUGUGGGCCAAAAAAAAUAAUAAUGCAGGAUGGUUUAUUGUCCUAUAAGGUCCACCAUCUGGUCGUGUCUAGCAAUUCUCCUCUUGCUAAUAGAAAUAUAGGAAUAAACACAGUUUAGGGAUAUUGUAAGAGAUUCCAGAGUGUGCAGGGUUAAUCCCAGGUCCCCAUCUCGCACAAGUUCUUUGCUGCAAUGUUUUUAAGGAAACUGUUCAAGAAAUAAGAAAAUGGGUUUAAAACCUCUCCAGAAGACCAUUGACCGGACCAGGUUUCCCGUGACACAUUACACAUCUUCUUUGAGAAGGCCACCCCCUAGAAGAACACUUUUCAUUGCAAUUCUGGGUGGUAGUCUCAAAGCUGAUUCUCUAUAGCUGCCAUGUGUGAAUGGGAACUUAUUUCCCUUUCUGCAAGACCCUGGGCAGCGACCAAACUGGAAUGCAAGUCCCCUAACAAUACAGGUAAAAUGUGCUUUUAUUCAGCGGUCAGUUUUUCUGACUCAGAGCUUUAAAUCCCAUGCAUGUUUAAAGAACCUUUACCUGAAGUAGAUGGUGAGAACAAAGAGUCUCCAUCUGGACGACCCAGCACAUCUGUACAUUAAAUUCACUGAGAACUGUAAUCCCUCACUUUACCUGUGGUGGUGCUGCAGGGAAUUGAACAGUUGCUACCAGGUACCCCCCCCCACAGAUUACAGCCGGCUGUUGAGGGUACCAACAAGCUGAGGACUUCUAAGCAGCUUGUCGUUGCAGCCUGUCCAAAGGAGUAGAAGCCCCUCAUACUUGUACAAGGCUAGGCCAGGGCUCAGAACCUCCGCCACUCCAGCUGUGCUGAAACUACAACUCCCAGCUUGCACUUGCUUGGCUGUUCUUAUAACCCUCAUUGAAGUAAACGGUACAUUUUGGAAGUUGUAGUUUCAGAACGACUGGAGAGCCGGAGGAUGCUGAUCCCUGUCCUAGGUGGUCACAUCUAAUAUAUGUGCUACUGGGAGGUUAAGGCCUCUUUCACACGGGCGUCAUGUUUUUUGCCCGGAUAAGAGGCGGGUGCGUUGCGGGAAAAUGCGCGAUUUUUCUGCGCGAGUGCAAAACAUUGUCAUGCGUUU